Messenger RNA from Suillus paluster, 968 nucleotides. RefSeq lists its product as uncharacterized. The record is from RefSeq and is a predicted model, not a curated record. The transcript is spliced from 3 exons. Lineage: Eukaryota; Fungi; Basidiomycota; Agaricomycetes; Boletales; Suillaceae. Gene Ontology annotation, cellular component: cytoplasm. The coding region runs from base 81 to 842 and encodes 253 amino acids.
GGUGUGAAGACCGGCAGCUUUCACGGAGUUAUAAAUACAAAGCAGUAUCCCAUACCAAGUACAGCUGCGGCCUGCCAAUAAUGCAACCCAUCAUCCUGUUCGAUAUACCAAGCAAGCUUCCCAAUAAGGAGUGGGCGCCCAACCCAUCAAAGACGAGAUUCUGUCUGGGUCAUAAAUGCCUUCCACAUGAAAUUAUCUGGGUGGAGUUCCCUGAUAUCGCCGCCACCAUGAAAGGCAUCGGCGCAUCUCCAACAGCUGGGGAAAGAUACACUUUGCCAGUCAUUAAAGACCCCAACACCGGUGCAGUGGUCUCCGACUCCCACGCAAUUGCCAAAUACCUCGACGAGACCUACCCUGACAAGCCGCUUAUACCCCGUGGGGCACACGUACUCAUAGAGACCUUCGAGUCCCUAUUUAUCAACACAGUCUUGAAUCCGGCCUUCAGGCUCCUCAUGGUCAGAACUCUCGAGAAUCUGAAUGACAGUAGCCGAGAGUACUUCAUCGACUCGCGGUUGAAGAUGUUUAGAGAAACACACUGGGAAGAUAUGGCUCCCGAGGAGAAGGCGCAGCAAAUGUGGGCUGCGCUCAAGAAGGGCCUUGGUGUGGUGGAUGGGUGGUAUCAAAAGAGCGGGGGGAGGUGGAUUAUGGGAGACACAUUCUCGUUCGCGGACAUCGUCGUGGUUUCUUGGAUGGCUUGGUGGAAUGCUAUUUUGAACGAACAGGAACGCCAGGAGAUCCAUGCCUUGCACGGAGGAAGAUGGGCACGUCUUUUGGCGGAUGUGAAUUCCGAGUGCAAUACAGAUUUAGGCUCCUUUGACGAACAUAGUCGUUCCUUCUUAUGAUUUUCAUGGACUUGCUAUGUAGCUAAAGAAGUAUCCGGGCCAGUCGUUGUUCCUGAUCAUAAGGAAGAACUUAGAACACCGACUAACACCGAUCGCAUGCAAAUGAAGACAAACUUAUUAUUACGC